Amoebophrya sp. A120 is the source of this 6422-nucleotide messenger RNA. The record is from the annotation of a GenBank genome assembly. Lineage: Eukaryota; Dinophyceae; Syndiniales; Amoebophryaceae.
ACCACAUUAUCAGAAGAAAAAGUUGUUAGUUCUAGUUGCACUUGCAGGCACAUCUGACAUGGUACUGCUCGUCUUUGUGACCUGACACACAUGACCGACGUUUCUUUUUGACAAUUGACCGAGACAGUACCCUUUUCACCCCCGUUGAAGGAUCCGCCCCCACCUGCACUAUUGUCUACCAAACCACUAGUAUUUUUCCAGACUGUAAUUCUAGUAGUAGUUGCUACCCCCAAAGAGUCGAUAGGUUGUAGUACCUUUAUGCGCCUCUCACGGCCAAACACCAACAAGAACAUUCUCGCCCCCUCUGCAAAGACCCCGUCCGAAAUAGCAAGUCAUCUUCCUUCAUCCUUUCUGGAAGCCCGUGCUUUGCUACUUGUGCAGUUUUGCAGUCGCAGACCCUUCUGGAGCUCGGUCCGAGCCUCUACGCUAGAGCAGUAAUCGGCAUCCUAAUAUUCUUUGUUGCCCGCUUUAUUUUUGUCGCGGCAACGAGUUUUUUUCCACGCACCGAGACCAACUGAUAUAGUAUUCGGUUGAAGAAGUAGUAGAUUUUUGGAGUCCAGCAUUGAUAGUGGCCCAGAAAGCCGUUUUUUUUUCACCCAAUCUUGAGUAUUUAUUCCCGCUGAGUACUUGAGUCCGUCGCAGAUAUUUUGCGUGUACAGCUUUUUUUGCACAACUAUAAAUAUAGUGUUUCUUUGAGUUUUAGUCAACAACAUGCAGCAGCAUUGAAGUUUCUAGCGAAUCUCACCCACGACCUAUACUUAUGGCGACCAAAGUGAAGCUGGUUCCACCGGGGCCCAACCCCCGGGGCUCGACAGGUGCCGAGGAAAAACAACCCCGAGGCAACAAGAUGAAAAGCGGUUUCAGCGCGCUGCCGCCUCCCACCAGCGCCGUAGUGGCCAGGUCGAUUUCCGAGCCGGCGGCCCGCGAGGAGCCACGGCCGGUUCCCACCAAGGAGGCCCGGGAAGCCAUCGCGCGCAUGGAGCCCGCGCUGGAGGCGUUUGGGCAGGGCGAGUUUGUUAUCAAAUGUAAAAGUGUCUGGGUCUGGAAGGUUGGAACUUGUGACGCUAACUUUGGACUCUAAAAAAAUCUGUAUUGCAUGACCAGCAAUAAGAGCCCAGUUUGCGCUACGCGGGGAGGGCAUUUGUCAUGCGGGAUAGGCAUCAGGAAGGCCUCUAAAAAUAUGUGAUGCCAGAUCAUGCAUUACAGACAUCCUGAGUCAUGUAAAAUAUGCAUGACAAACCUGGUAACCUUCCAGACCCAGACAUUUUUGCAUUUGAUAUUUGUCCUAGUCAUGGACGCACCGGAGCGGGAGAACGAAUGCGAUCUGAUCAUCGCCGCGGAGCACUGCAUAUCGAAUGCAAAAAUGUCUGGGUCUGGAAAAAUGGAAGUUGUAAUGCGUGUCUUCCAUUCCUGGAGAAUCUGUGUUGCGUGUUGAGCAGCUAAAAAGCCGCUUCCUUUGCCAUGCACAAACGCAAUUUGUAAUGCAUGUUGGGCAUCAGGAGGCGUCUCGCAGACUUGUCAUGCUUGGCUGCCAUUGCAAACACUUUAAUCUUUCGCAAUUCAGCAUCACAAGCUUUGAGACCCAGAUCGAUAUUUGCAAUGCAUACUGCACCCCCGCCCAGAUGGCGUUCAUGAUCCGCAAGUCCACCGGCAUCGUGUGCGUGACCACCGGGAAGGAACGCCUCGAGGCCUUCGGCCUGCACCCCGCCACCACCAAAAACACGGACCCGAACGGGACCAACUUUUACGUGUCCACGGACUACCUCGUGGGCACCACGACCGGGGUCAGCGCCGCCGACCGCGUGGCCACGCUGCGGGGCUUCUGCGACAUCCGCAACCGGCCGGAGGCCUUCGGCAAGCCGGGGCACAUGUUUCCCCUGUGCGCCAUAUCAACUGUAAAAAUGUCUGGGUCUGGAAGAUUAGAACUUGUGAUGCUAACUCUGGACUUUAGAAAAAUCUGUAUUGCAUGACCAGCAAGAGGAGUCUAAUUUGUGCUACGCGGGGAGGGCGUUUGUCAUGCGGAGUUGGCAUCAGGGAGCCCUCUCAAGAUCUGUGAUGCGCGGUCGUGCAUUACAGACAUCCUGGGUCAUGCAAAACAUGCAUGACAAAUCUCAGAAUCUUCCAGACCCAGACAUUUUUACAUUUGAUACGCCAAGGACGACGGCGUCUACGUAUUGAGAGGAAAAAUCCACCCUCCCCAUAUCGAAAAGGUAUCUUUCCGAAAAUUUGUGUUGCUGAUUUGAGGUCACAAAUCGCAUUUGUCUUGCAAGAAGACAAGGGCAGAAGCUUCCGCCCCAUUCUGGAAGCGAUUUGUCAUGCUGUUGGGCCUAAAGGUCAACCGUUUGCAAUGCUGAACAACUAGACCCGUACGCCCCUACCUAGCCUGGGGAUCUGGUCGCAAUGCCUUCCUGCCAUACAAAUCUGAUUUGUGUGCGCAAAUCCAGCAUCACAGCCUCACGCCUCACGCAAAUCCAGCAUCACAGAUUUCCUUUUUGAUAAGGGGCGGGGGAUUUUUCCUGUUCAUAAUACGUAAGGCAGGGACACACGGAAGCGACCUUUGACUUCUGUCGGCUGGCACCCAACGUGAAGCACCCCGUCGUAUUCCCGUGAAAUAAAGUGCUCCCACAUCAGGGACGACCCCGGAAGCUGCAAGAAAACGGUCUGAUGCGUGAGGUUUUGAAAUGAAGAGCUUUUCAUCGUAUGCAUGAAAGGAGGACUGCUCUGAGUCUCCCUGACACAGAACCCAGCCGGGCAAGGCAUCUUUUAAGAAAUGACAGGCACAGCUGUUGCUGGGGUCUUUCGCAAGAAUCGUGAUGUUGCCGUUUAACAUUUGUGAUGCUGAUUGAUACAUGCACGAACGUGGGGAGUGUUUCCCUGCUUAGGAAGCUUUGCAAUUAUACAAAUCGUGUCAAGUUCUGGGGUCGUGGGGGCACUUGUUUUCGACGUGAUACGUCGGAGCCCUGGCGGAGCUGAUGGCGGACAAUGGCGAGAUGUUCCGGGAGGGUGAAUCCCGCGCCUUCGCCACCGAACACGGGAUUCCCAUGGUGUAUGUGAGUGACAUCGUGCACUACCGGAGGCACACGGACGCCAUGAAGCGCUGGGCCCGCCUGUUUGAGCAGCACACACCCUUAGAACAGGAGGAAGACGACCAGCUCACGGCGGUGCCCGCAGACGUGAAAAAAGACCAGGUAUACUAUGUGUUUUUGCGAUUUUUGGCAUCAUCUUUCUAGGUCUCCGUUUUAAUACUUAACGUCGCACGUUGAAAAAAUGAAAAUCAGAAAACACAAGAAAGCUGCAGAUUUCAUUGUGGACCAAAUUUUUUUCCAGGGCGACGCUUCUGCAACGCUGCGAUUCCAUGACUUGCGUUUGCCGACUAGGAUGGUGGUGAAGCCGGGGAGGAGAGGAUCCGAGCUUGUUUUGCUGAUCGCCGGCGACGCAAACGCGCUAAGUAGCGGCGUGAAACGCGUACCUGUCCGCAUUCACUCCGAGUGCUUCACAGGCGAUACGCUUGGGUCCAGGUUGUGCGAUUGUGGGGCGCAGUUGAAGAUGUUUAUGAAGGUAAAUACAUAGAUACAUCCAGCUGGUGUUGUGGUUCUUGUCCUGAAGUCCAUGGCUCUCUUUGCAAUGCUUGCCCAAGCUUAUUCAGUAUUGUUCCUCAUCUCCAUCUUUCGUCUUCAGUCAUCUGCUGUAGUUGUUGUGUCGUUCCCGAUGAGAAGCUGCGACUGAUUUGGUUACAAAAUUACCACAACAUCAAGGUGAUGGAGGAGGAGAAGCUUGGGGUGCUGGUUUACAUCAAGGGUCAUGAGGGUCGCGGCAUUGGGCUCUACAACAAGAUCCGUGCUUACGACCUGCAGAUCUGCGAGGAGGUGGACACAGUGCAGGCCAAUCACCGUCUGGGGUUCCACAACGACUACCGGAAUUUCGACGCCGCCGUGAACGUAUCAAAUGUAAAAAUGUCUGGGUCUGGAAGAAUGCAUGUUUGUCAUGCUUGUCUGGCAUGACUAUUAAAUCUGUCAUGCACGUUGCCCAAGAGCCGCAUUUUUCUGUCAUGCGGAGACGCAAUUAGUCAUGCAGAAUAGGCAAGACAUACAAGCUCAGAAGUUUGUCAUGCUGAGCCAGCACUUGUGGCCUCUUCAUGCUACGCCACUCAGCAUCACAAGUUUCCAGACCCAGACACUUUUGCAUUUGAUAGAACGCGCUGCGGGAGCUGAAUCUGCGGAAGAUUUUGCUGUACACCAAUAAUCCCGAGAAGGAGAGUGUCUAUGGAUUGCAAAUGUGUCUGGGUCUGGAAAGUUGGAACUUGUAAUGCUAGCGGUACAUUUCUGGAAAAUCUGUAUUGCAUAACCGACAAAAGCCGCAGCCAUGUUUGUCAUGCAAAAACGCAGUUUCUCAUGCGGGCUGCCUAUGAGAAAGUGCUCCGGAAAGUUGUCAUGCUGGUCUGCAUUGGGAAGUGUGUCCAUCAUGCACAUUUUAGCAUUACAAGUUUCCAGACCCAGACAUUUUUACAUUUGAUAGCGUCCUGGCGGAAACCAUUCCCGACGUGCAGGUCCGGUCCCUGCCCACGAGCCCCAACCGGGACAACUUUCGCUACCUGGAGACCAAAAAGAACCAGUUGCAGCACCGGACCAUCAUGCAGACCUUCAACCUGGACCUGGAGCGGGAGCUAAACUCGGGCGCAGUAGGCGACACGCUGGAGCGCAGCGGGAAGCUCGCGCGAGCGCAGACCAGCGCCAGGGCAGAGGAGUCCUCGCGCGGGAAGAGCAAAGAUCUACUUCCCGGCGGUCCUACGCCGAGGAGCGACGGCGCCCCGGACGAGGACGUCGCCGCGAGAGUGUCAAGUACUAGUAGAAAUGGUGCGCCGUUUACUUCCGGCCCCCGGGAGGUUCUUCCUGCGGGAGCUGGAACCGGCGCCCCCCCGCCACAAGAACAGCACGUCGUGCGUUCGCCCGUGCCGCCCGAGCCACUGACGGUGCUCAUCGUGUCGACGAAGUGGAACGAAAAACUGCUCGCCCCCAUCGUCGACGCCGCGCGGGAGUACCUCGCAGCCUGCGGCGCCCGGGUGGAGUGCCACCCCACGGCGGGACACCUCGACCUGGUGACGGGCACCAAAGCACUGCUCUCGCGGAAGCACCGGGUAGUCGACGCAGUCAUCGUCCUAGGCAUGCUCGUGCCGAACGAGAAGCGAACCAACCUUUCCACGCUGGAGACCGACAGAGCGGCGCUGGUGCAAGGGCUGAUGUCACUGGCGCUCCAGCAGGACAAGCCCAUCAUCCAAGGCAUCCUGCUCUGCGAGGACGAGGAGCACGCGCAGGCAAAGGGAAUGGCGGAGGGGAAAGCCUACGCCAAUUCAGCGCUCUACAUGGCGGGUCUGCAGCAGUGCGAUAGUACAGCCGACGAACUACACCCCCCGGAGCUCGUUUGAUGGUAUUUUUAUGCACGACCAUAUGAAGAAAAAAAAACAUGUCGAGUCAUCAUCUCGUCCCUGGGCGGCGCACCGUCACUGGCUGUCUGUGCUGCUGCUGGUGCUUUUCUCCUAGCAAGCGACAUGCAAAAAAGAUACUUCUGAUAUUUUUUUACAUACUAUGGUAGCUGUUGCUGCUUUCAGCUGAUGUAGAAGAUGGUCUCGCGAAUUCAAGAUCUACUUCUUGGGAUCAGUAAUUCGUCGCGCCAGUCACAAGUCGGGUUGGAAACUUUCUCACACGACGACGAAACAGGCAGUUGAGAAGGGAAAGACGACCUAAUGCGAUGUGACCACAUUUAGAUUUACUAUCACAACUUUAACCUUUUCGGCUGCAGCUUUUGUCGCGCUCGAGCUUCCUGCACCAGAUUCAAAAUACAGUGAAUCGAUCGCAGCUAGAACUGGCAAUGUCACAGAAUGUUUCGAAGCACCUAAGAAUAGAGGAACCAGCAAAAGGAAAUGUUUUGCAAGUGCGAGGCAGAUGUUGUUGUUGACAUAGUGCACUACAGAGCCGGAUUCUACUCUUAGCAUUCAACCAAACCAAGUAGCUCAUUUUGCUCGAACUCGCUCUUUGCGUACGCCUGUAAAGCGAAAUUGAAGGGAAAAAAGUGUAAGGUUGUUGAAUUGUACAUACUGGUAAGUGUAUCAGAGCCAUGGAAUUUCGGGAGUAGUUGUAUGGAAGCUGUUCCGUUUUUCCGGUCGGCAGCAGAACAGAGCAUAAUUUGGUUAUAAGGGACCGAGGACAUCAUCACGAUGACGACAUCGACGACAACGAAAUUUCUAUAUUCCAGUGGUGGAAUAGCACAUCCACAUUCUUGUACAUCUUCUAUGCUUGUGCUGUCGUGGCCGAGAUAAUAUGUGUAAGCAGGGCCACGCCCUCGAGGAGCAGUGGGACUACACACAAUUUGUACACAACGACGGACGAAAAAUUAUUCGUUCCCUUAUCUUCAAGCGGAAGUUCUUG